CAGAUGAUUCUCUAGUUUCAGACAAUAUGGCGGUAAGCAAGAGAGGCAGAGAGGCGAGAUCUAACCCCAAUCCCGAGAAAUCUUCGAAGAGAGGUAACAGAAGUUGGAUAGAAUAUUGUUUGCAAUUAUGGCAGCAGAUCGUUUCCUUGCUGACCGAUCCGAAGAGACUGUCGCUGCUAAUCAAGUUCUUCAUCCUCGUCGAGAUAGUUUUGAACAUAUUGGUUGUCGCAAAUGUGCCAUACACCGAGAUCGAUUGGCGUGCCUACAUGCAGGAGGUCGAGGGAUUCCUGAACGGCACCACGGAUUACUCCAAGUUGCGAGGUGACACCGGACCCUUGGUUUAUCCUGCCGGUUUCGUCUACAUCUUCUCCGGGCUCUAUUACGUGACCUCGCGGGGCACCGAUCUAAAGACAGCCCAGUACAUCUACGUGGUCGUUUACGCGAUCAUGUUGACGCUCGUCCUGAAGAUUUACGCCAGGACUAGGAAAGUACCGCCCUACGUGCUGAUUCUCAUGUGCUGCACCUCUUAUAGGAUACACUCGAUAUUUGUCCUGAGGCUCUUCAACGAUCCUAUAGCGAUGCUACUGCUAUUUGCGAGCGUCAACGCCUUCCUGGACGAUCGCUGGUACCUGGGUAGCGUAUUGUACAGCCUCGCCGUGUCUGUCAAGAUGAAUAUACUGCUGUUUGCCCCAGCGCUUCUUGUCGCCUAUCUGUGCAUCCUAGGAUUAUGUAAAACACUGAUACAUUUAAGUAUCUGUGCAUCUGUACAGUUGAUUCUUGGGCUUCCAUUUCUACUGGAGAAUCCAAUCGCAUAUAUAAAGAGUGCCUUUAAUUUGGGGAGGAUCUUUGAGUUUAAGUGGACCGUAAACUGGAGGUUUCUGCCGGAAGAGGUAUUUGUUCAUCCGUACUUUCAUCAUUUCUUAUUAUUUCUACAUGUGUUAACGUUGCUGUACUGCCUGCGCAUUUGGAUCGUGUACAUGGAAUCAUAUGCAAAAUUGAAAGAUGUAGAGAAAAACUUAAAGUCUCAGGUUCCUGAGAAGAUAGAUUAUAUGUGUGUCGUGAGCCAAUUGUUUGUCUAUCCUCUCUUUAUGUCGAACUUUAUCGGCAUUAUGUUCAGCAGAUCGCUGCAUUAUCAAUUCUAUGUAUGGUACUAUCAUACAUUACCAUACCUUGCGUGGUGUACUGAGUAUAAGACUGUUGUUCGAUUGACUGUCCUGGGUGUGAUUGAAUUGUGUUGGAACGUAUAUCCAAGUACGAUAUUCAGUAGCACAGCGUUGCACAUAUGCCAUAUAAUUCUAUUAUAUGGUAGUCUUAAAACUAAAUCGGAUAAUACGAUAAAAAAAUAAAUAAACAUAUCGGGUAUUAUGUUUUCCUUUUGAUUGUCUUCCUAUAGUGUUGCGUAUGAAAUGUAUAAAAUAAGAAUGUCCUAAGAUAACAUUUCCCAUCAAAGUUUCGAUUUGAUCACAUCCAUAUUUUAUAUACGUGUUUAUGAGAAUAUAUUUAUUUAUCUGACAUUCAUCUCGAAAUUUGUAUAGAAUUAUUUAAUAUUAUAUCUAAUAUUAAAUAAUGUGUGAGAAUAUAUGAAUGUAUACGUAAUGUAUAUCUUUUAUACAGUUUGUAAUUGAAUAAAUUUAAGAUAACGUUGCAUUGA
Molecule: messenger RNA, 1651 nt
Organism: Nylanderia fulva
Lineage: Eukaryota; Metazoa; Arthropoda; Insecta; Hymenoptera; Formicidae
Gene: Alg3
Product: Alg3, alpha-1,3- mannosyltransferase
Cellular component (GO): endoplasmic reticulum
Molecular function (GO): dol-P-Man:Man(5)GlcNAc(2)-PP-Dol alpha-1,3-mannosyltransferase activity
Source: RefSeq, a predicted model, not a curated record